AUGGAUAUGGAACCUACCGACCUGGUUCCCGACCCUCAGACUCAGAUGGGCGCUUUCGGGCGCUUCCCUCCUGAACUACUCAUCGAAAUAUUCGGCGUCUGUUGUACUGAGCAGUCCUCGAUCCUCUCCAGCAACGCCGUAUGCAUCUCACACGUAUGUGCACUCUGGAGGUCGUUGGCGCUAUCCUCUCCCCUCCUAUGGACCUCCUUUUCCUUGGGUCCCAAAAAGCUUUCGAAGCAGGGUUUCUCUGCCGUUGCAGAGGAAGUGAUCACCCGGCUUCUGCGUCUGCAUCUCGAGAGAUCCCAGUCUUGCUUGCUUUCGUUCGAGGCGGACUUCUCGAUUACGAGCUCCUCCAUGCAUGCUGACGCUGUUGCUCUAAAUUUGUUGAGCUUGUUAGUCUGCCAUUCUCAGCGGUGGGAGCGGGUCAAGCUGGCGAUCUCUCCUGCCCUGGAGCCUGUGUACAGCACUCUCCGCGGCAGACUGCCUCAUUUGACAAGCCUGGAGUUCUAUCCGUUUGGCUUUACGGCGUACCAAAGCUCUGAACCUGAUUUCCUCGAAACGGCGCCCAAACUCGAACGCUUAGUCAUCGGAAACUACCUCCCGCAGGAUGUGCCUGUUCCGCUACAUCAGCUCACGGAGCUGCACUUGGGUGCCGCGGUCACUUGGGAUCUGAUGUACUUCCUGUCCCGAGGCUGUUCCCCGCGAUUGAGAACCCUUGUUCUGAAUCCUUAUCAUCCCGCCAAAAAGCCUUAUCAGGUUGCACAAGUCCCCGUCUUCCCCGAGCUGCGCAGACUGGUGCUGGUCAUGCGGGGAUUCAGUCGUAAUCCCAUAGUUGAAGUCCUGAACUUGCUCACUGCCCCCUCGCUCACGACGCUGGAGUUUGUCUGUCGCCGGGAGUUCCAGAUUCCGACGUCCGCGAUUGCGGCAUUCCUCGAACGCUCCUCCACCCGGCUAGCCGAGCUACACAUAACCUUCAAAGCAAAAAUUCUGGUCCCCCAGUUGUUGAGGACGCUGUGCACCCUGCCCUCUGUGACACAGUUCGUGAUCGUCGCAUGGGGCCUAGAAGCAUUCCAGUGUGUGGAAGGCAUCCUUCUUGGGCUGCACCAAUCCGCGGUUUCCAUUUUGCCCAAUCUGCGCAUGUUGGAGAUCCAAGCUGCUGCUCAGCCGACUUCUCUCCUCGAUUUGGUCCGCUCACGAAUGCAUCCCAUCGAUGGCUGUGCAGCUCUGGAACAGCUUGUGCUACAUGACGUUCCUUUUCAAGCCGACGCUCUCGAAGGCCAGGGUCUCACGAUCUUCCGUCUUCCACGCCUAAAACCGUCCGAGUCUUUCAGAGGAAUACCCUAG
Mycena citricolor is the source of this 1344-nucleotide messenger RNA. Lineage: Eukaryota; Fungi; Basidiomycota; Agaricomycetes; Agaricales; Mycenaceae. The record is from the annotation of a GenBank genome assembly.